This is a messenger RNA of Trifolium pratense (red clover), 1747 nucleotides long. RefSeq names its product geraniol 8-hydroxylase-like. The record is from RefSeq and is a predicted model, not a curated record. The coding region runs from base 140 to 1627 and encodes 495 amino acids. The transcript has 2 exons. Gene Ontology annotation, molecular function: monooxygenase activity; heme binding; oxidoreductase activity, acting on paired donors, with incorporation or reduction of molecular oxygen. Lineage: Eukaryota; Viridiplantae; Streptophyta; Magnoliopsida; Fabales; Fabaceae.
UUUACUAUCAUUUAUUUCUGUAUAAAGUCAUAACCAGAAUAUAUAGCUAAACCAACUAGGCCAUAAGCACAACAUAACCAUUAUAUAAUUUUCAUGAAAGCUCAACAGAUUUAUUUUCAUAGAUAAUAAUUAAUCAGUGAUGGAGAUUCAUUUCUUUCUAUUAUUUGCCACUCUAUCCUUAAUCAUAAUCCGGUUCUUUCUAAACCGGAAAAGAAACAAACCACCCGGUCCAACCGGUUUACCCAUAAUCGGAAACCUCCAUCAACUAGGCUCACAACCUCACUGUACCCUCUCUUCCCUCGCCAAAACCUAUGGCCCCAUCAUGUCCCUCCGUUUCGGCUCCGUCACCGUAACCGUCGCCUCCUCCCCUACAACCGCCCAAGAAAUCCUCCAAAAAAACGACCAAUCCUUCUCCAACCGCCCUAUCCCCGAAUCAGUCACAGCUCAACCAAACGUCAACGACACACUUGCUUGGGCACCUGCCGACUCACGGUGGCGCAACCGUCGUCGUAUAUGCACAACUCAAAUCUUCACUUCCCAACGCCUUGACCUCCUCCAACAUCUCCGCCACCGGAAAGUUGAGCGACUAGUUCAACACCUUCACAAAAAAGCUGCUAAAAAAACAACAGUUGAUAUAGGUGAACUUGCUUUUGCUACUAUGUUGAACUUGGUUUCUAACACGGUGUUUUCUGAGGAUCUUGUUGACUCAGAAUUUGAGAGUGCUGGUGAGUUUAAAGAGCUUGUGUGGAGAAUUAUGGAAGAUGCUGGGAAAGUGAAUGUUAGUGAUUAUUUUCCUGUGUUGAAGAGAUUUGAUUUGCAAGGUGUGAAGAGACAUGUUAAGGUUUCUUAUGAGAGGUUGCAUGAAAUUUUUGAUCGUAUGAUUAAGAAACGUGUUCAAGAUAGAGACAAUUUGAGUGGUGAUGGUGGUGGUGAUUUUUUGGAUGUGUUGCUCGAUCAUUGUCAACAAGAUAAAGACUCUGUUUUUAGUGUUGAAAGCAUCAAGCCAUUGAUUCUGGAUUUAUUUAUAGCUGGAAGUGACACAUCAGGAUCAACAACAGAAUGGGCAAUGGCUGAACUUCUUCGCAAUCCAAAAAUAAUGAAAAAAGCAAGAAAUGAAGUGAUUCAAGUAAUUGGCAAAUCCAACCAAGUCAAAGAAUCAGACAUUCCAAAUCUUCCUUACAUUCAAUCAAUAGUCAAAGAAACCCUUAGACUACAUCCACCUGUACCACUUCUCUUACCUUAUAUUGCAUCAAAUAAUGUUGAAAUAAAUGGUUACACAAUUCACAAAGGAAACCAAGUUUUGAUAAAUGCAUGGUCUAUUGGAAGAAACCCUGAAUUUUGGGAUGAUCCAUUGUUAUUUCGGCCUGAAAGGUUUCUCGAUUCUAAGGUUGAUUUUAAAGGGAGGGAUUUCGAGUAUUUACCUUUCGGUGCUGGAAGGAGAAUUUGUCCUGGUAUUCCGUUGGCGAAUAGGAUGAUUGUUUUAAUGUUGGCCGCGUUGUUACAUUCUUUUGAAUGGGAGCUUCCUCAAGGUGUUGCUCCGGAAAUGCUUGAUAUGAGGGAGCAAUAUGGAAUCACUUUGAAGAAACUUAUUCCUCUUUCUGCUGUUCCAAUUUCAGUAGUAGUAUGAAAAUACAAGUCCAUGUGUUGUUGGACUAAAAUGUGCCUAAUUGGAGAUACCAAGUGGUUUGAUUUUAUAUUAUCACACUUAAAUAAAUAUUUUCUCCACAUAAAUAAACAUUUGUUUGGG